Molecule: messenger RNA, 1290 nt
Organism: Rotaria sordida
Lineage: Eukaryota; Metazoa; Rotifera; Eurotatoria; Philodinida; Philodinidae
Source: the annotation of a GenBank genome assembly
AUGCCACGUCUACUCAUUAUUUCACUUGAUGGAUUUCGUCAUGAUUAUUUAAAUGAGCAUAAUUUACCUACAUUGAAUCGAUUUCGCAAUGAAGGUGUACAAGCAACACAUGGAAUGCGACCUACAUUUACUACAAUGACAUUUCCUAAUCAUAUUUCAAUUGCUACAGGAAUGUAUCAAGAAGAUCAUGGAGUCAUACAUAAUUCAUUCUAUGAUAGAUUAUUAAAUAAAACUAUUGGAAUGAGUAGUCGUGAUGAUGGACAAUGGUCUGAUCCAAAAGUAGAACCUUUAUGGAUUACUGCGACUAAACAGAAAGUAAAAUCGGCUGUUCUUUUUUGGCCAGCAUGUCAUAAUGAAUUCUUUGGUAUUCGUCCAGUGAUCUAUAGUUGGUUAUAUACUGAUAAUAUACCAUUUCGUGAAAAAAUCGACAAUGCCAUAGGUUACUUUCGUGAAUUAUCAGUUCAACUCGUUAUGUUAUAUCAUUUUGAACCAGAUAAACAAGGUCAUACAUAUGGUCCACAUUCAUCAGAAGUACGCGAUGUAUUAUUUCGUCUCGAUAGUGAUAUAGAAUAUUUAUUGAAUAAAGUAAAAAAUGAACUCAAUGAUGAUUUAAAUAUUAUUAUACUCUCCGAUCACGGUAUGACGAAUGUGACAAAAGUAAUACGACCAUUUUUUGAAAAAUAUAUCAAUCGAUCAUCAGUUGAAUCAACUAUUCUUUCUGGUGCCUUAUUCAAUGUCAUGCCAAGAAAUGGACUAACCGAACAAGUGCGCAAUAAUCUUAGCAAUAUUCCUAAUGUAACAGCAUAUAAACUUGAUGAAAUGCCUAAACGUUUUCAUUAUUCAAAACCAAAACAUCGACUUGGAGAAAUUAUUGCAUUACCGGAUGUGGAAGGUCACAUUAUAUCUGCAGCAACAACUAAUGCAUCUUAUGACAAUAAAGGCAAUCAUGGAUGGGAUAAUGCACUACCAUCAAUGCAAGCCAUAUUCAUAGCUCGUGGCCCUUCGUUUAAUGAAAAUGUUCAAAUUAAUUCACUUAAUAAUGUUGAUAUUUAUCAUAUUGCUUGUUACAUUCUUAAACUCAAUCCAAAUCCGUAUGCUACUGCUGGAUCCCUUGUCAAUCUUACUCAUAUUUUUCGAUCAGUUGAAAAUGUUACAACAUCAAAUACUUUCAUACCUAGUAGUUCAACAACAGAAAGAUUCACAACAUCAAUGAACAAUGCUUGUUUGUUAUGUUCCAUCCGUUUGUUUCCUGUUCUACUUAUGCUAUUUUUAUUAUCUUUUACUUUCUGA